GCGAUCUCAAGCGCUCGUUGUUCCAGUUGAAGAAGCCAAGUCCAAAGAAUCUGCCACCAUAUCCAUGGGCGAACCACGGGCUCGAUCAUCAGUCCACGUCGUCUAUGGACACCAAGUAUUCCAAGGAAUCCGUCGAAUCCUCCUGGGACGGACACUCAAAAGAGGCCUCUUCAUCGUCGUUAUCGGACAGCCAUUCGAUCAAGGAGAAAGACUUCGCCACGACUUUCGUUCGAACCGAGUUGGAGCCAAUCGAGGAGCCUUUCGACUGGGACCCCACCACCGAGGGCAAGAUCCGCGGCGGCAGCUUCCACACGGCUCGCUCGACUCUCAGUGCUGACGUGGACCCUAGGAACCGUCUCUCCGGCUCUUUUCAUUCAUUCGAUGACGAUGUCGUCUUCGACGAGGACGGCGACGAGGUCCCGCAAGUUCCUGCACUUUGGGCCGAGGUCGACCCGCAGAUCCCCACCGGUAUCGCGAACCCGUCCAUGGUCACACUCCCGACUGGAGUUGGCCCCACCACGCAUCCGUGGGUCGAAGCGCCUCCGUUCAAUGUCUUAGACCGCCCGAAACCCGUGAUUCACAAGUUUCGAGCGACCUUCAAGAUCACGAUAUCGUUGGCUGUUGUCAUCUCUUUGGUCGUCGGGUACGCAGUCAAGUUGAAGAUCGUCACGGUCGGUUUCUGGUCCUUCGGAAUGUAUGGUUUGCUUCUUUGCAUCGAUUUCGCCGUUCAGGCAUCGGUCGCUUCCAUUAAUCGUCGUCGGGUGAACAAGAUCUCGAAGACUUCCGAUGUCGUCGCAGAAGUCGAAAAGCUCAAGGCGCUCAAGGCUGCCGGUGAAGAUAUCACGGAGCAGGUGGCUAGAAUGCGACAGGUUUCUAUCGCGGUGGUUGGGUACAGAGAGGACGAGGAGGCUUGGAUCAAGUGUCUGCAAAGUCUCCAGGCUCAGGAUUAUCCCAUCAAACACAUCAUCGGUGUCGUGGACGGAAACGACGGUCCCGACUUGGACAUGGCGACUGCAUUCGGCAAAGCCUUCCCCGAAAACGAACGUCUUAUCGUCCAUCUCCCCGUCCUCCUUUCCGUCAUGUACACCGAGAAGUAUUGGGAGACGAUCAAGGAGAUGGGCUGUCAUACGCCCACGCGCUGGGAGUUCUUCAAGAUGUGGUUCACCCAGGCGCCGCGCGAGGGACAGGAGGAGGCUCACAUCAUCGCUUGGAAUCACAUCCUCGCGUACGUUCACGAAGCCGCGACCGCGGGCGGAUGGGCCAACUGGAAGGGGAUCUGUUUUUCGCAGCCGCACGGACACAAACGCCACGCCAUGUUCACUUCCUUCGUCGUCGGCGCUUAUGCACUCGGUACCAAGGACGCGAUGCUUACUACGGACAGCGACACAUACGUUCACCCCGAUGCGGUCACCCAUCUCCUCGCCCUUCUCAUGAGCGACGUCAGGAUGGCCGGCGUCACCGGCGAUGUCCGUAUCUGGAACAAAGAUGAUUCUUUCUUGGCCCUCAUGUCGUCACUGCGGUACUGGUUUGCGUUCAACGUCGAGCGAGCUUGCCAGAGCGGUUUCCGUUGCGUCGGGUGUUUGUCUGGUCCCCUUGGCCUCUACAAGACGAGCGACCUCAUCAGCGUUCUGGGCCCGUGGAUUCUACAAUCAUUCCUCGGCAAGGAGACCACCUUCGGCGACGAUCGUCAUCUCACCAACCGCAUCCUAUCUCUCGGCCAUUGGACCGGCUAUUCGCAUCUCGCCAAGUGCGAGAGCGAUACGCCCGCUGGUUUCGUACGCUGGGUCAAACAACAGACACGCUGGUCCAAGAGCUUCUUUCGUGAGGCGUUUUGGUUCCCGAAGAGUUUCGCGUAUGCCCAGUUCUGGCUCACCGUCGAGACGACCAAGCAGUUCAUGUAUCCCGUCAUCCUGUCUGCUACCGUCUUGAAGCUGGUUUACCUCCCGAGGGACUGGAUCUACCCCCUCCUCUGGUUGGGGACCAUGUUCGGUGUCGCCCUCAUCAAGAGCACUUACGGCGUAAUCUGUAUGCGCGAUCCGACGUACUUCUUGUUCAGCAUUUACGGGUUCAUGUACUUCUUCGGUCUUUUGCCGUCGAAAAUUUUCGCAGGCUUGACGGUGGGAAUCACGACAUGGGGUACAUCUGCACGAUCGAAAACCGAGGUCCAGCGUCCCGAGAGUUUCUAUUCGCGCACAACGCACAUCGGACAUUUGGUCCUUUGGUACACCGCCCUCGCCGUUGGCCUUGCGUACUUCCUUUCGUCGAUCUUCCAGAUCCCCGCAAUCUGGUGUCUAUCGUUGCUCUGUUUCCCUUCCAUCGUGCAUCUCUACCAGGACGUGAUCAUCGGCGAAUCCCGCUACGCCCUCUACCUGCUGAAGAAGUGGUACAAGAAACGCGUGGCCAAGGGUACCACCGCCGGCGCCAUCGACCUCGAAAAGGCACAGUCAGCAGGAAAAUCCCGCGCAGGCGGUACAGGUUUCAGAAUGCCGACUUUCGGAUGGAGGACCCCUGCUCCAGCUAUCUCCUUGACCUCCGCAUCAUCACUCCAGUUGCCUUCGUCGCAACAAUCGACGUCACGGUCUACGUCUCCCUCGUCUAUGACACGUUCGUCGUCGUCGGCGCAUGUUCAUAUUCCAUCUACGAUCAUCGAGGGUGAGGAGGACCCUGUCGACUCGGGACGCGGAGGCUCUAUCGCCCUUAGCAGCAUAGACGAACACGAUACCGUCGCUCCCACGGGCAUGAUCGCGUGGGUAGAGGAGUCGACGGCAACUGGCAAGAACGUUUCGAACAGUGGAAGAUCAACCGCAUCUGCAUCUUCCACCAACUCUCUCAAUCCACGCCGACCAUCCCUGUUCUCCAGCUCGAGCACGAAUACUAUCAUCUCGUCUUUAACAUAGUCGAUAUUCGUGAAGAAAAGCCCGUUCGCUGCGGGAUUGGCUCGAGAGGACGGGAUAUUUGUGUAUGUGUUCGAGGCGAUAGUGAUGAAAUCUUUCAUGAAUUAUCAUUAAUAAUGUAAUAUAUCAUGUAUGACCCUUUCCUUGCCCGUCGUCAUCAACGCAUAUGUAUCAUCCAUGUAUCAUAAAUCACAC
Messenger RNA from Stereum hirsutum FP-91666 SS1, 3089 nucleotides. RefSeq lists its product as uncharacterized. Bases 105 to 2897 code for a protein of 930 amino acids. Gene Ontology annotation, biological process: hyaluronan biosynthetic process; extracellular matrix assembly. The record is from RefSeq and is a predicted model, not a curated record. Gene Ontology annotation, molecular function: hyaluronan synthase activity. The transcript has 7 exons. NCBI's taxonomy places the organism in Eukaryota, Fungi, Basidiomycota, Agaricomycetes, Russulales, Stereaceae.